UUGGCAGUCCUCUUUAAUGAUGUGAACCACUGCAGCUUUCCCUGACUUGGCUGCCAUGUCCAUAAAACAAGAUCAGCUACUGUUUGGGUGUAAAGUAUUUUGAGCUCUGUGAGAAGAAGAGUCCUGUAGAAAAUUUUGUUUGGUUGAUAAAUGAAGAUACUGGUUGAGUUUUUCACACUUUCUACAUAGGACAGUCACCUAAUAAAGAAGUGGCUGACAUAAGAAUGGAAGUGUGUUGGGUCUUACACAGUAAACUUAAUUUAUGCCUCAUGUUCUUCCCAUUUCCCUUGGCUAACAGUCUUUCUGUCUCUUUCCCCCCGCUCAAUGGUUGCAUGUGCCAAAUACAGAUGGUUGGCCUGACCUAAAUACCCAGUGGGCACUUGGAACUUGAGUUGUGGGAAAACAUGUCCUACAGCAGCAAUGUGGUCACAUUUUGACUGGGACCAGGCCCUCAGGUAGCCUAGGGAGAAGUUACAAUAGAAUGGUUUGGGUUGGAAGGGAUCUUUAAAGAUCAUCUCAUCUACCCUACCCUGCUUUGUCCAGGGAUAACUUUCACUAGAUUAGGUUGCUUAAAGUCCCAUCCAACCUGACCUUGACCUCUUCCAAUGAUAGGGUGUACACAACUUCUUGGGGCAACCUGUUCCAGUGUCUCACCACUCUCAUUGUAAAAAAUUUCUUCCUUAUGUCCAAUCUAAAUCACCCCUCUUUCAGUUCAAAGCUGUUUCUCUUCAUACUGUAACUACAGGCCUUGAUAAAAAGUCUUUCUCUGUCUUUGUUUAUAAGUCCUCUCUAAGUACUGAAAGGCUGCAAUAAGGUCUCCCUGAAGCCUUCUCCGGGCUGAACAACCCCAUCUCUCUCAGCCUUUCUCCACAGGAGAAGUGUUCCAGCCCUCUGAUCAUUUUCAUGGCCCUCCUCUGGACCUGCUCUAAGAGGUCCAUGUCUCUCUUGUGCUGGUGGCCCCAGAGCUGGAUGUUUACCUGGGCAAGUUUUGACAGCUGACUCAGAUGUAUACUCGUCAGCCUGUACAAAAAGGCUUGGACAUGGGGAAAGAGGAGAUACGAGAGAGGUGCACACUUACCCCCAUGCACAAUGCAUUUGUUGGAAAUUGAAGGUGAAAUACAAAUGGACAUGAUAGCCACAAAUAAAUUCCAGCUGUCAGAGCAGCGAGGUUACGGCACCGGCCUUCCCACAGGAACAGUGGGAACAAAAUUCAGCCCGGCUCUUGCUAUUGUUAAUGUGGAAUUUGGUCAACUUAUGAAAGGGGUCUCUGUGACAUGGUGCCUGCAAAAAUAGGGGACUCAGUGACCCAGGAGCUGCCUUCCACAUCUCUUGGGCUCAGGUCAGGCUGACCCUCCAUUACCAAAUCUCAAUAACAGGUUCAGAGUCCUCUACGGCUUCUUGCCUGUCCCAUUGAGCUGGAUCUUCUUGCAAAAGAGCAAAUGAGGAAACAAAGCAGGACCUUUGACCCCUUGCUAUCACUAUAUUAGCUCUGCAUAAAUGCUGGUGUCUCAGAUGAGCAUCUACCUCAGCUUUGGCCCGAGAAAGAAAGGGAAAGCAGGACAGGUAAGAGCUGAACUCUCUGUUUUGGAUGGCAUAGACUUUGUGACUGGUGUAUCUAGAACAUACAGAGGUGAGUGGAGGUGGUCUUCUAUUCUGCCCCAUUUCUUACUGCAAGCAAAAGUGUGAGCCCUUCUCAUGCUCCAUAACCAGGAAUAUUGCUGAAAAGGAGGAGGAGGGUGGGAGUGCUUGAGGUGACCUAGAUUGAAGCUGAGUGAUGGAAGCUCUAGAAGUCACUCAGGGGGGUCAAGUCUGUAGUAGGGAUUGUAGACUUUCAGUGCUGGAAGACAUCUAACCUCUUCCUAGCUACCUUCACCACAGGAACUACAGGCUCUGAAGCAGGUAAGAUCCUCUCUUUAUGCCGUUGGGGAGUAAAUGUAUCCCGUUUGUCUACAAAGGGAGAAACUGGCUCUAGGAUUAAAAAUCAAGGAAGGGUGGUAAGGGAACAACUGCUACUGGUCAGCAAAUGUCUAGUGAAGAUGGAGUGGUAGCUUUUGGAGGUAAUCUGUACACAGAAGCAAAUAAAAACAGAUGGACAUUCCCUUACUGUGCAAUAAGAAGGAACACUGGCUCAUAGCUACCUAGAACAGGAUUUAGAAAAGCAGAUACAUGUAAUAGACAUUGCAGUGUUUUUGCCAUUACUAUUCCUAGCAUGGCAAUGUUUUCUUCAUGUCAUUCUGAGUGAUGCAGCCCUCUAAUUCAGGCCAUAAAUCAAGUUUAACUCCUAAACAUAUUUUUAAGUGUAGUGUGUUUGAAAGGCUUAUUUAGAUGUAAUGUUAUCUUUUCAACAUACCAAGUAACAACAUUUCAAGAGUUCCUCUAAUUCUGGCUUUUUAAAUAGACAGAAUAAAGGAGGUUAAGUUUACAAUUAUUCCCUUUUGAAAACUUGUUCUGCCUGGGUUACUGUCUGCUUUACUGUCUGCUUUGUUAAUCCCAGUGUAGAAAAGAUGAGAACCUAGCUGGGUGUUUCCUCAACUACAGCAAGACAAAAUACUCAGAUCACUGAGAUGGUCAUUGUAUGUGAUGCACUCGCUAGCACAAUGUUCUUUAGAGCAAUUUACAAAAAACAAACAAACAAAACCACAUUAUGUAUUUUUUGGUUGCAACUGUCUGUGGAGGAAACCCAACCUCUGCUAGUUUUAGUGAUUUGCUCUUAUCCUGAAAAAAGGAAUUUUAGCUCUCAUACAAAAGAAGUAACUUUAAUUGUCAUAUAUUUCCUGGAUAUCUAAAAGCUAUUAUUCAUUGUGGAUAUUUGUGAAUAUAUACAUAAAAGUACACUUUCAUUUUUAUACUAUUUUUUCCUUCUUCAGAGGAAAAGCACCAUGAUUUUUCCUGUUCUUUUCUUCAUUUAUUGGUUAGGUUUGUUGCAAAAAUCUGGUGUUUAACUGAUAUGUUUUAUUUCUCUGAAAACAAACGAAAUAUUAUAUGCUGACUCCAGCAGGUCUCUUGGUGUGGAGAGCGGAACCCGUACUGCAAACCAUGCUGCAAUCCAGGGCACUGCUGAUAGCUCUGAUUCUGCUCUUUAGCACUGCUGUCCCCGAAGUGCACUCAAAGGCCAUCUUUGAAAAAGACCGUCGUGACUGGAUGGUCAUUCCCGACGCGAUUGCAGCUUACAUCCAUGAAGCUGUGAACAAGGUGUCUCCUAGAGUUGCUCAGCUCUUGGUGGAUGCUGCCCAGACUCAACCAGUUGUUGUGACCAGGAACUUCCUCAUCAAAGAAACAACUAAACUCAGUAUACUGGCUGAACAGCUGAUGGAAAAAAUAAAGAACCUGUGGUAUACAAAAGUCCUAGGCUACUAGCCAGAUGAAGACAGGUCACUGUUUCCUGAUGGGAGCUGGUAGCACCUCACAAUGUCCUUUUUUCCCCUGCCCCUACUAUGGACCAAGAUCAGUCAAUAAGACAGAAUCGAUGCUCCUCUUAAUGCCACUAGAGGAAACCCAGCUUCAAAGACCAAAGGAUGGAAAGAAUUCGCUAAGUCUCCCCCAAAAAGAAACAUCUGCUGGGCAUGGGGAAGACAAUGAGAUUGUCAAGCUCUUCUGUAGCCAAAUCCUGAAAAUUAAUUCCUCCUGAAUGGCUUGGCCAUUGCCCCUCUAAUAAAAGAAAUGUUGGUUGUUACACUUC
This is a messenger RNA of Columba livia (rock pigeon), 3679 nucleotides long. Its product is annotated as apovitellenin-1. Gene Ontology annotation, cellular component: chylomicron. Gene Ontology annotation, molecular function: enzyme inhibitor activity. The record is from RefSeq and is a predicted model, not a curated record. The coding region runs from base 2983 to 3357 and encodes 124 amino acids. Gene Ontology annotation, biological process: lipid metabolic process. NCBI's taxonomy places the organism in Eukaryota, Metazoa, Chordata, Aves, Columbiformes, Columbidae. The transcript has 3 exons.